UAGUAUUCUUAAUGAAUUUUCUAAACAUAUGUUGUAUAGUGUAAAUUGUAUUAAAAGAAAAAUGGCAAAUGAUUUUCAAUUUAAAGAAGAACUUGCAAUAUUAUUUAAUUGGUUACAAAAUCAACCACAUCUUCCGAUAAUUGAAACAUUACCAAUGAAAAAUUUCUUAAUUGCAUGUAAUGGUAAUUUAGAUUCAGCUAAAUCUUUAAUUAUAAAACAAUAUGAAAUGAGAAAUUAUUAUAAAGCAUUAUUUAUUGAAAGAGAUCCUUCAAGUGAUGCUUCACGAGAUUUUUGGAAUAUAGCUGAUACUAUACUUUUUCCUGGUCUAACAUCUAAUUGUGGUAAAGUAAUUUUCAUGAGACUUAGAGAUUUUGAUGUUUCAAAGUAUAAUUUCAAUGACAGUAUUAAAAUGAUUAUAAUGUUCUAUGAUGCAUUAUUAUCAGUUCCGGAUCCAUCUGGUAUUAUACCAAAAGAAUAUAUAUGUAUAUGUGAUAUGACUGGUUAUUCAUUAUCACAUAUAUUAAAAGUUAGUAUAUUAACAUUAAGAGCAUUUAUAAAAUUUUAUCAAGAAGGAAUUUCAAUAAAAAUAAAAAAUAUUCAUAUUAUUAAUUGUUCGGAUUUAAUAAAUAGAAUAAUGACAAUUUUAACACCAUUAUUAAAUGAACGUGUUAAAAAAAUGAUUAUAUGCCAUUCACCAAAUACUGAAACAAUAUUUGAUUAUGUACCAAAAGAAAUGUUUCCAUCUGAUUAUAAUGGUAAUAGUAAAUCAAUUCAAGAAUUAAAAGAUGAAUCAUGGAAUCAAUUUGAAACAACAUGGCCAUAUCUUAUUGAUCGAAAAUAUUGGGAAAUUGAUGAAAGUAAACGUAUAGAGCCGAAAUCAGAAAGUUGGUUUGGUUCAUUUGUUAAAGAUUUUUGGUAGGGGGCAAUAUUACACUUAUUAUAAUAUAUAACCAUGUAAUAUAAAUAAGAUUAAGAGUAUAAUUGCAAGACUUUAUAUGUAUAUGAUUCGUUUGUUUUAUUUUAGAGAUAACUAUAUUAAUUUUUGGUGAAUUUUUUAAUAAAAUGUUGAAUAAUUGUAAUUUUAUUAUUAUAAUUAUAAUUAAGUAAAAAUUUUUAGCUAUAAAAACAUAAAUAUUUUAAUUGUUGAAAUAAAUGAAGAAAAUUUUUUGAAAAUUAUUAUUAUGAUAGACCGUGUUUUUACUCUUAAAAGUGUAGAUCGAGUAGAUUCACGUUUAAUUUUGUUUAUAGAGAAAAUAUC
Messenger RNA from Condylostylus longicornis, 1258 nucleotides. Its product is annotated as alpha-tocopherol transfer protein-like. NCBI's taxonomy places the organism in Eukaryota, Metazoa, Arthropoda, Insecta, Diptera, Dolichopodidae. Gene Ontology annotation, molecular function: phosphatidylinositol bisphosphate binding. The transcript has 6 exons. The record is from RefSeq and is a predicted model, not a curated record. Gene Ontology annotation, cellular component: membrane. The coding region runs from base 29 to 919 and encodes 296 amino acids.